AAGUACGUCAGGCGUUGAAAGGAAGUGCAAUUGAGGACGAACAUAGCGUUACCACUUACGUUGUUGCCAGUUAUAAAUAUCUACGGAUUUAGUGCACAUUCGCAUCGAAAUUGUAUACUUUUCCUCACACAGAGAAUACAAAACUGUAAUUUGGGCUGAACAACAUGGCGCAGUUGGUAUCCAUUAUGGAGGUUUUAGCUAAAGCAGCUGUAGCAGAAAUUAACAAACGUGUUGAUGAUAGCUGUGCAGUUAUACGUUUGGAAAUUACCCAAAGCCAGCGAGAUAUUGAUGUACUGAAAAGGAAGUGUCAAAUGAUGGAGAGCGAGCUGAAGAAGACACGAGGACAAGUCAGGAAAAAAGUUCUUUACCCCAUGGCAUCAGAGGGAUCUUCAUAUCCAGUCAAGAUUGUUUUGAACAAGCAGAAGAGUAAAUCACAGUGGAGAGAUGGAGAGAUGGCUUUUGAAGAGGACUCUCAACCCCAGCCUACAGAUGUAGAGCAGAGAGCAGAGACUGAACCCAUACUGAUCAAAGAUGAAGAGACAGCGGAGGAUGUGUGGAAGACUGACCCUCAGGAAGAGCUCAUGAUCACUGGAGAGGAGUCUGGUUCCAAGCCUGGGCAACCACCAUCCUUUGAGCAACGGCACUUUGAUGAGGACUUCAUCACACAACCCAACAUAUCUCCUGAAGACUCAGUGGAACAUUGCCCCAAUUCUGAUGGUCCAGAGGAACCAGGCACACCCCGACUCAAAUCUACAGAGGUGUUUAGCACAGAGCAGCACCAGCCAGCCGAGGAUGAGGACUCGCUAGAGCAAGUGAUGGUGAAGGAUGAGAAAAGGGAGCUGGAUCAGACCACGGCCCUGGAAGGACCUGACCAGUUUGUCAUGGAUGAGACUGAUGGGCAGCUGUGGACCUCUGUGGAUCCAGAUAGAGACACUGACCCUGAUGGCCACCCAGAUUUCUCCUUUCAUGCCAUAGAGGAGUACUCUCAGAAUAUCUCAAUUUUCCCAUCUCAUAGUGGGCUGCCAUCCCUACCUACUAUGUUAGAUGAUGGAGGGCCAUCCCUUCACUCUAUAGGGAAACCACAUGCUAACAUGUUCAGUGCAGCAGCACACAUGAAAAAACAUGUCAGGACAUUGGCUGAUGAGACUAGACAACAGAUGCCAGAAGGACAGAGCAGCGAGACACUGAACUCUAAUAAUGAUGGAAAUAGUUUAGCUCUACAGCCAAGGCAGCAUCAGCACAGGGCUUCAGAAGCAACAGUGAGAAUGAGUGAGUGCAUGACAGGGUCAAACAUGGCCACCACCUCCACCUUCUCUGGAUACAGCCUGAGUCGCAGUAGUUUUAACAUGGUGAAGAGAAUGAGGACUCAGUGGAGGUCGGGCGGCACCACAGGAGAGAAACCGUACACCUGCGAACAGUGUGGCAGGAGUUUCCCCAAGCAGUACAACCUGAUCAGACAUGCUGUGGUCCACAGCGGGGAGAAGCCCUACAAGUGCUCACAGUGUGGGAAAUGCUUCACCCAGCGCUCCAGUAUGAAGUCACAUCAGAGAACUCACAUAGGAGAGAGUCCGGUGUCUCAAUAUGGGGUACCCCCAUACCCUGGGGAUCCACACGCAAGUUUAAUGUUGUCUCAGACGAGAUGGAACAAAUAAAACAUGGCAUAGCUUGUCUAACACUUUCUGUGAAAAUGGGGUACAGCAGGUGUUAAGACAUUUUGACAUGCUUUUCCUCCUAAUUGAUUUGUGAAAUGGUUUUCAUGUUUGACUGUUGACAGCUCCACAGUUUUAUUUGAACAACCUAUUUACAACUUAAUCAGUCAUAAAAAUGUUAUUUAAUCAAAUGUAGAAAGAAAUAGUCAACCCUGCUCAUUUAGAUAAAGAACUUAUAGUAGCCAUUUUAGUAUGUGUUGUCUACUUAAACAAACACUGUUGAACAAUUUCUUGCUACAAGGGACAGUCUCGGUUCAAGUCAGGUUAAUAACUCAACUUUAUUUCUUGAAUUAUAUUUUUUGAAAGUUAUAUUGCAAGGCAAUAAAAUAUUUCAGUUCAACAGUUUACAUGGUAAUGUA
Molecule: messenger RNA, 2068 nt
Organism: Oncorhynchus keta (chum salmon)
Lineage: Eukaryota; Metazoa; Chordata; Actinopteri; Salmoniformes; Salmonidae
Product: zinc finger protein 569-like
Exons: 4
Coding region: 165-1652 (495 amino acids)
Biological process (GO): regulation of transcription by RNA polymerase II
Molecular function (GO): RNA polymerase II cis-regulatory region sequence-specific DNA binding; DNA-binding transcription factor activity, RNA polymerase II-specific
Source: RefSeq, a predicted model, not a curated record